Messenger RNA from Ziziphus jujuba (common jujube), 1890 nucleotides. RefSeq names its product scarecrow-like protein 33. The record is from RefSeq and is a predicted model, not a curated record. Gene Ontology annotation, molecular function: DNA-binding transcription factor activity; sequence-specific DNA binding. Lineage: Eukaryota; Viridiplantae; Streptophyta; Magnoliopsida; Rosales; Rhamnaceae. Gene Ontology annotation, biological process: regulation of DNA-templated transcription. The coding region runs from base 1 to 1890 and encodes 629 amino acids. Gene Ontology annotation, cellular component: nucleus. The transcript has a single exon.
AUGAGCAACCGUAGGGAAGAAGAAAUCAUUUUGAACUCCAUAAGCCAGAUUCUUCUCGAAGAAGACCUGGAAGAUGAGACCACCACCGACAUGUUUUCAAAUGCGAAACUUGAAGCUGCUGAAAGAUCCUUCUAUGAUGUUCUUGCUCAGAAAUUUCGCUCACCGUCAUCAACUUCCAAUAUCGCUCCACUUAUUAUUAAUUCUUUGAACAGCCAAAUAGAUGAUCGUCAAUAUUACACUAGUAUCUAUUCCAAUAAUGAUGCCAUGGUCAGUGAUCUUCAUCAUAAUUCAUCUUAUAAUAAUAUUCCAGCUCUAGUUCUGCCUAAUUUCUACUCCAAUAGUUCAGAGUCUUUUUGUUCUUCGGCUACUAGUAAACCUCCACGCACAGGUUUCAUUGAGAAGAAUAACACGUUGAUCCCUGAUCUGGAACUCAACCGAACUUCGUCUACUAUUUCUUUUCAUCAUCUGUCUAGUGCACUAAGGAAAAGGAAAAAUCACCACCAACCCACUGAGAGUCACGAGUCAGAAAGAGAGAGGAAUAAUAAUUAUAAGCAUUUAGCACUUUAUCCUGAACAUCAAUCAGACAAAUUCAUAGACUUGUUUGAUAAGGUGUUGCUUUCCAAUGGAGAAGAUUCUAGCUCUUUAGAAUUAUCCACUAAUCAUCAAAUAAACAUCGGACAGUCAAAAGGGUGUGUAAUUGGUGGAUCAGUCCGAAGGAAGAAACAGGUAAACAUUGAAGAUUUGGUAGAUUUAAGAGCUCUCCUCACAAACUGUGCAGAAGCCGUAGCAGUGAACGAUCGAGAAAGUGCAAAUGAACUACUUACGCAGAUCAGGCAACACUCUUCUUGCUUUGGCAACUCCACACAGAGAUUAGCUUACGCCUUUGCUAAUGCUCUCGAUGCACGGUUAUCAGGUACAGGAAGCGAAGUUUACAGAGCUCUAAAUGCUAAAAAAUUGUCCAUGGUCGAUAAGCUAAAAGCCUGCAGAUUGUUUCUCUCAGCAAGCCCUUUUAUCAAAACCUCCAAUUUCCUUACCAAUCAGACCAUACUAGAGUUAGCUGAGAAAGCAAACACAAUCCACAUAAUCCAUUUCGGUAUUGGUAAUGGUUUUCAAUGGCCGAGUCUUAUCCAGCGCCUUUCGAAAAGACAGGGAGGACCUCCUCUUCUUCGAAUUACGGGAAUAGACCUUCCCUCACCUGGUUUCCGACCGGAAGCACGAGUGGAAGAAACUGGAAAAUAUUUAGCAAAGUACUGCAAGAGAUUCAAUGUCCCUUUUGAGUAUAAUUCCCUUAUUGCAGAGAGAUGGGAGACCAUCUUAUGUGAAAACCUCAAGAUUAAUCAAAGAAGAGAUGAGGUAACCGUGGUUAACUGCUUAUACCGCUUUCGACAUCUACUCGAUGAGACCGUAACUUCAAAUAAUCCGAGAGAUGGUGUUCUGAACUUAAUAAGCAGGAUAAACCCUGAUAUUUUUGUUCAUGGUGUUAUUAGUGGAAGCUAUGAUGCUCCAUUCUUCAUGUCACGGUUCAAGGAGGCACUCCACCAUUUCUCAGCGGAGUUUGAUAUGAUGGAGGCAAGUUCGGAUAGCCAAGAAGACAAGGAUAGGAUAGUGUUCGAGCAGGAAGUGUAUGGGAUGGAGAUAUUAAAUGUGAUAGCCUGUGAAGGAAUUGAAAGGAUUGAGAGGCCGGAGAUGUACAAACAAUGGCAGUUUAGGCAUCAAAGAGCUGGGCUUAGGCAACUUCCAUUAAAUAGAGAGGUGAUGAAGAAAGUGAAAGAGCAAGUGAUGUCGAAUUACCAUAAGGAUUUCGUGGUGGAUGAAGAUGGUGAGUGGAUGUUACAGGGAUGGAAAGGAAGAAUCCUCUAUGCUCUCUCUUGUUGGAAACCUGCCUAUUAG